Molecule: messenger RNA, 1598 nt
Organism: Pan troglodytes (chimpanzee)
Lineage: Eukaryota; Metazoa; Chordata; Mammalia; Primates; Hominidae
Gene: MRPL12
Product: mitochondrial ribosomal protein L12
Exons: 5
Coding region: 737-1333 (198 amino acids)
Biological process (GO): translation
Cellular component (GO): mitochondrial large ribosomal subunit; ribosome
Molecular function (GO): mRNA binding; structural constituent of ribosome
Source: RefSeq, a predicted model, not a curated record
GAGGCCAGGGCGUCUCACUCACCUUCACAUCCAGGCCUCUUAGGGGAGCGCGGCUUUGGCUUUUCCGGGAAGGAAUGGACUCCAACGGACAGGGAAAGAGGUGUGGAGAGGCGGGCACGAUAAGCAGGCACUGGGCCCAAGCCGCCCUUGGAGGCUCCGCCUGUUCUGAUCUGAAGGCGGAGGCUCAGCCGUGCUCUCCCAGGAAGCCACCUGGGCGUUUGGGGCUUUAGCUAGGAAAGAGGAUGUCGCCUGCGGCUGCGAAGGCGCCAAGGCCCAGACCUCGCGCCUCCGCCCGCGACGGCGGCACUGGGGGCCCGGAGCGGGCGGGAGACGCGGGUUACUGCGGGCUUCGGGGCCCUAGCCUCGACCGCGACGUUCGCUCGCAUCGCGCACGGACAGAAACCCGUGAGCGCUGAAGAAAGAACACCUGAAUCCGGAGCCCCAGCCCCCGUCGCUCGUUUGCGCGACCCCAAAACCCGGCGGGACGAGGGUCGCCCGAUGUCCAGCUACCGCCACAGACGACGCUUUUGCGUCUGCGCAGCGCGCCGCCUUGUGGGUAAUCUCAGGGUGAGACGAGGCUAGCGCGAGGUGCGGCUAGAGCGUCAUUUCCGGCUCGAAUGCCCGGCAGCCGUGGCGGCUAGAGCGUUCCUCCCCAGCUCGAAUGCCCGGCGGCCGAGGCGGCUAGAGCGUCGCCUCCUCCCGGGGAACCGCGUGUGACCUUCCAGCCCGCGGACCGAUGCUGCCGGCGGCCGCUCGCCCCCUGUGGGGGCCUUGCCUUGGGCUUCGGGCCGCUGCGUUCCGCCUUGCCAGGCGACAGGUGCCAUGUGUCUGUGCCGUGCGACAUAUGAGGAGCAGCGGCCAUCAGAGGUGUGAGGCCCUCGCUGGUGCACCCCUGGAUAACGCCCCCAAGGAGUACCCCCCCAAGAUACAGCAGCUGGUCCAGGACAUCGCCAGCCUCACUCUCUUGGAAAUCUCAGACCUCAACGAGCUCCUGAAGAAAACGUUGAAGAUCCAGGAUGUCGGGCUUGUGCCGAUGGGUGGUGUGAUGCCUGGGGCUGUCCCUGCUGCAGCAGCCCAGGAGGCAGUGGAAGAAGAUAUCCCCAUAGCGAAAGAACGGACACAUUUCACCGUCCGCCUGACCGAGGCGAAGCCCGUGGACAAAGUGAAGCUGAUCAAGGAAAUCAAGAACUACAUCCAAGGCAUCAACCUCGUCCAGGCAAAGAAGCUGGUGGAGUCCCUGCCCCAGGAAAUCAAAGCCAAUGUCGCCAAAGCUGAGGCGGAGAAGAUCAAGGCGGCCCUGGAGGCGGUGGGCGGCACCGUGGUUCUGGAGUAGCCUCCAGCUCGGAGGACUUGUGUUCAGGGGUCCCUGGGCCCCGGGCGAGGUCCCGCCCUCCCGUGGUCACUGGCUCCGCCCCCAGCACCAGGCGCCCAGUGGAGCCGUUUGGGAGAAUUGCCUGCGCCACGCAGCGGGGCCGGACAGGCCGCACAGACCUACUGUGGCGGGAGGGAGGGGCGGCUGCUGCCUGGUGACGGCACCCGGAGGCCCACCGGUGAAUGUGCCUCUGGUGGCUGCUGAGAAAAAUACACUGUGCAGCUCA